This is a messenger RNA of Aspergillus costaricaensis CBS 115574, 876 nucleotides long. RefSeq names its product SDR family NAD(P)-dependent oxidoreductase. The record is from RefSeq and is a predicted model, not a curated record. Gene Ontology annotation, molecular function: oxidoreductase activity. The transcript has 3 exons. Lineage: Eukaryota; Fungi; Ascomycota; Eurotiomycetes; Eurotiales; Aspergillaceae. The coding region runs from base 1 to 876 and encodes 291 amino acids.
AUGCCGUACGAUAUCAAGGAUUUAUUCAACGUGCGCGGCUUGGUUGCCGUCAUCACCGGCGGGAGCUCUGGUCUGGGCAAGACGAUGGCUCUCGCCCUCGCUACCAAUGGAGCCAGCAGAGUCUAUAUCCUGGGCCGCCACAAAGAGACUCUCGAAGAUACAGCCGACAUGCAUCCUGGUGUUAUCAUUCCUAUCGUUGCGGAUGUAGGCUCAAAGGCCUCUCUUGCUGCCGCUGCCGAUCAAAUUCAUACUGAAACCGGAUACAUCAACCUGCUCGUCGCAAAUGCAGGGAUGCUUUAUAUGGACUCACCGGAAGCUAUCAGCGUAAAGGUCGGUCGCACUCUACAGGAGAAUGCGACUCCUGAUGAGUUGGAAUCCUUCCUCAUGGAUACUCCGGUCGAUGAAUUCUUAGACACGUUCCGGGUAAACACAACAGGGGUAUUCUACACCAUUGCGGCUUUCAUAUCGUUACUGGACAAGGGCAAUAAGCGAGGAAAUGUCUUUCAGAAGAGUCAGGUCAUCGCUGUGAGCAGCGUCGCAGCACAUAACCGGAGAGUGGUUGGGGGCUGUGCGUAUGGAAUGAGUAAGGUAGCUGUGAUAAUGUUGAUGAGGAAGAUGAUGACGUAUUUGAUUCCUCAUGGGAUUCGAGCAAAUACUAUUUCUCCUGGCCUGUUCCCAAGCAAUCUGUGUGGAAGCCCAGCCAACGAAGAGAUCUCGGUCGAGGGCGCGUUUGACCGCGAGUUCAUUCCGCUGCAAAGAGCAGGGAGGCGCGAGGAGAUUGCUGGGACUAUCUUGUAUCUGGCCAGUAAGGCAGGCGGGUACGUUAAUGGAGAUUUGCAUCUGAUUGACGGGGGGAUGGCAGGGUGCAGCAGUUGA